UCGUUCGGUAGGCUAGGCUACUGCUCCGGUCGGUUGGAUUGCUGGAGAGAGGCGAGGCGCACGGUGAAAGCAGCUGGCGACAGAGAAGAUGGACGGGAGAAGCGAGUUCCUUUGCGGGGUUGUGGAAGGGUUCUAUGGGAGGCCCUGGUCUAUGGAGCAGAGGAAGGUCCUUUUCCAGUGGAUGCAGAGGUGGGAGUUGAACACCUAUCUGUACGGUCCUAAAGAUGAUCUGAAACACAGACUACUCUGGAGAGAGGUCUACUCCCCUGAAGAGGAGGGUCAGUUGCGUACUUUGAUAGUAGAGUCAGAGAAGAGAGGUCUGAGGUUUGUGUACUCUCUCUCUCCUGGUCAAGACAUUGUCUUCUCUUCUUCCUGCGACCUCUCCCUGCUUAAACGCAAGCUACGACAGGUGUCAAAGUUGGGUUGCCAGGCAUUUGCGAUCCUUUUUGAUGACAUCGACCACUCCCUGUGUCAGGCUGACAGUCAAGCCUUCUCCUCAUUCGCUCACGCCCAGGUUUCAGUUGCCAAUGAGAUCUACCGAUUCCUGGGAGAGCCGCCCGUCUUCCUGUUUUGUCCAACAGAGUACUGUGGAUCUCUAUGUUCUCCCAGUGUAUCUAAGUCUCCAUAUUUGAUGACUGUUGGAGAGGACCUGCUGCCUAACAUCUCUAUCAUAUGGACCGGUAGUAAGGUAAUCUCUAGAGAGCUGAGUGUAGAGGGUCUGUCUGAAGUACAGUCUGUCCUACAGCGCCCUCCUCUGGUGUGGGACAACCUGCACGCAAAUGACUACGACUCCAGACGUCUCUUCCUGGGUCCCUUCAAGGGUCGCUACCCCCAGCUUGCCACCCAACUCCGGGGCUUGCUGCUUAACCCCAACUGCGAGUUCGAGGCCAACUACAUACCCCUGCACACGCUGGGGACUUGGUACCGCACUGGGAGGGAGGAGAAGAAGGAUGAGGAGUACCAGUACUGUCCAGAGAUGGCGCUGUCUACUGCACUGCACGACUGGAUGGGAGAGCUCAGCCAACCACUGCAGCCAGGUCGCCAGAGCAGACAGGCAGACCAGAGGUCAUCGGUUCAAAAGUCGGGGACCCUAGAGAGUGAAAACUGUCACCCCACCACCAGAGAAGGUCGCCCCAAACCCCCUAGAGAACCUCCGCAGGGGGACAGCCCUCCCCCCUCCAGCCCUGAGGGAGAGGAAGGGGUGUGGAGGGGGGAGAAAGAAGGAAGGAGUGAGGCAGGAGACAGAGAGGAGAGAGAGAAGAAACUCCACAACAACCAGUUCCAACAAGGGCCAGGCCAGCCAAUGGGUCCAGGGGGGGUGCUGUGUGUUGGGAAGGCUCCUCUAAGCGAGUCCCAAAUCCGGCUGCUGGUAGGUCUCCACUACCUUCCCCAUGAGCACGGCCCGUCAGCCCAGAGACUGUUACAGGACCUCACCUGGCUCAAAGAACACUGCCACCUGGUCAGCGCUAAUGACAAGAAGGGGCCGCCGCAGAAGGCGGAGGAGUGGCGUGGCCGAGCGGCCGGGUUCCUAGGUGUGUGUGAGGAGAUUGCAGCGCUGCACAGUAGUGUAGUGAGUGGAGUGAGCAAGGCCGUGCUGUAUGACCUUUACCCUUACGUAUGGGACCUCAGAAACACUGCACUGGUGGCCAAGGCCUUCAUCUGCUGGCUCGAUGGGCGUGUGUUGAGUGACAGCUCUCCGUUGGGUUCCUGGAGGAACUGCUUCCACUGGUGCGGGACGACCACGGGGGCAGAGUUACUGGGGGUGGAGUCAGAACCCUGGGUGUUCAAAGGGGGAGUGUCCGGAGAGUUGCAGAUGCUUCUCCCUAUAGGUAGUAACAGUGAACUGUUCAGCCACCCUCCUCCUCUCUUCCCCACCUCACGACUCUACAACAUACGACCCUACCACAACAAGGACAAGGUGGAGCUGUAUUGUAUGGUGCGCCAGCUUCAACAGAGAGCCCAGGGGAGCCCUGAUUCCAGCCCAGCACAUCCUGACCUCAUUGGAGACAGGUGUCUGGGGCCCUGCCUGGCUUUGUGUCCUGAGUACAGCAUGGUGCUGGAGGAUGAGCUGGGUGUGUGUGGGUGUGUGUUGGGCGUUGUAGAUGUUCGUUCCUUCGCCAAGCGCUGCCAGGCCUGCUGGAUGCCCGCCAUGAGAGAUAAAUACCCACCUCGCACCGGACAUGCCAACUCACAGGAGGUGUUGCAGCAGAUAGAGGAGGACCAAGGGGAAUACCCAGACUCUCUUCUCUACCACUUUCCCUCCCAGCUCCGUCUGGACGCUUUGCCUGACCUGGUGGACGUCAGUGUGACCCGCUGCCUGCUAACCGCACUCCUCACUGCACUUAAAGCCAAUGGUGCUCAUGGUGUGUUCUGUGAGGUGCAGCCUACAGAUCGCAUGAGGCUGGACUUCCUGACUAAACUAGGCUUCUUGGAGAUCAUCAGAGGAGAGGCACGACACAGAGAGGGAGUGGUACUGGGCAGGCUGCUCUGAACACACACACAUGCAUACACGCUCACACACACACAGAAAUGUACACACAAGAGCUGUAAUGGUURACCAAACCCAGGGUUCGGUAUGUAUUGCAGUUUUGAGGUCACAGUUCGGUUACGGUGCAGCGGGAAAAUGAAAUGCCAACAGUUAGCCUAUUCUAGUUACUUUUUGUUUAUUUAAGAAAAUACAAGGUGUUGGUAUUCCUGAUUGGGAAAACACACGAAUACUCAUCAAAACUACAUUUAAAAUAAAGUGCAAUAUGCGUGUGAAAUCAAUGUGUAAAAAUGGCUCAGACAUUGUAUAGGCCUAUGCUGAUAAUGUUUUUCUUACAAAGAGAAAAAGAUGUGCACUUGUGUGACUCUCAUAAAGAGAGCAUGUCUGUAGCACAGUACUUCUCAUCUCCCACUCCGAGGUAAUGUGAUGGGCUGUCACUGUGUAUUCAAUAGGGUCUUGGUUGAAAAUCMACCAACCUCAGAAUUCCCACUUCCUGUUUAGAUU
Molecule: messenger RNA, 2989 nt
Organism: Salvelinus sp. IW2-2015
Lineage: Eukaryota; Metazoa; Chordata; Actinopteri; Salmoniformes; Salmonidae
Product: protein O-GlcNAcase
Biological process (GO): glycoprotein metabolic process
Molecular function (GO): beta-N-acetylglucosaminidase activity
Source: RefSeq, a predicted model, not a curated record